Messenger RNA from Panicum virgatum (switchgrass), 1057 nucleotides. RefSeq names its product OPA3-like protein. The record is from RefSeq and is a predicted model, not a curated record. Gene Ontology annotation, biological process: regulation of lipid metabolic process. The transcript has 5 exons. Lineage: Eukaryota; Viridiplantae; Streptophyta; Magnoliopsida; Poales; Poaceae. The coding region runs from base 226 to 723 and encodes 165 amino acids. Gene Ontology annotation, cellular component: mitochondrion.
UGGUACAGAUGGAAUUGAGAAAAUCGUUGGACGGCUGCAGGACUGAAACACCUGCUUGGAAUCUCCCAAACCCGGCUCCCGAUCUCAACGAAACCCUAAGCAGUGAAGGCCCCGGUAGCUGCCGUUACCUUCGAUCUGGCGAUCUCCCUUAUUCCGAAGACAGCAACUCGGCUGAAGGCGGAGGAGAAAGCAGGCGCCAGGUAGCCGCCGCCGGAGCAGGAGAAGAUGAUACUCCCGGUGGCGAAGCUCGGGACGCUGUUGCUGAAGACGAUGUCGAAGCCCAUCGCAACCAGGCUCAAGACGGAGGCCAGCCGCCACCCCAAGUUCCGGCAGCUCAUCAUCAGCCUCGCGCAGGCAAAUCACCGCAUCUCCACAAACAUCCAAAGAAGAGUCUAUGGUCAUGCAACUAAUGUUGAGAUUCGUCCGUUGAAUGAGGAGAAGGCUGUUCAAGCUGCUGCCGAUCUUAUUGGGGAGCUCUUCGUUUUCUCGGUUGCUGGAGCUGCCGUAAUUUUUGAGGUGCAAAGAAGUGCAAGGUCAGAGGCCCGAAAAGAGGAGGCCCGUAAAAAUGAAAUUGAGGCAAUAAGGCAAAAGGAGGAUCAGCUGGCUGAAGAGAUAUUGACUAUGAAGCAGAAACUUAGUGAGUUGGAGCGCCUCGCCAACUCUCGAGGUCUCUCUGGACUGUUCAGGAGCAGCAGUGUGCCAGACCAAAUAAAGCCCACAUGACCAGUUUGUUUGACUGGAACAAAAUUACCCUUAAUGGAAUCUAACCAGCCUUCACUGUUCAUUCUUUCGGCGUGUGCAGCUUCAUGUUGACAAUCCUCCAGCUUCACUCCGUCGUACAGAGUUUCAGCACCGAUCAUUCAGCUUAUUGAAUCUUCCUGGCAUACAGCUUGUUCAAUAAUCGGUGUGUACAAAAUUCUUCUAACUGGACCUUCCAGCAGGUAUAACUUCUUUAGAGACUUGUCCACUUCAGUCUAAACUUUGUCCCAGUAGCUUCAGUGGCUUGUCUUGUAUUACAUUCAUGAGACCGGCUGAAGUAUAUUAUGCUUGACAAGUA